AUGAGUACUGUGGAUGAUGAAACAGCGGAACUGGUCAUGGCGCUUUUUUCUCAAGAAACACUUCAAGAGGAGAAAGUGGCUCCAGCAAUCAAAACUGAAGAAAAAACUUCAACAAAGGCAAAAGUUGAAAAGCCGGAAAAAGCAAAUGAGUCUGGCUUGAAAGAUGUAGAAUCCCAAAAAGAAUCAACAGUUUCUCCUGCCAUUCAAGAAGCGGCAGUUCAGGUAUCUGUCACACCAGAAGAUACCGUUGUUGACGAAAAGCCAAGCGCGGAAAAAGAGAAGGUUAGUACAGAAAAACAAACAGUUUCAGACAAAACAACUCCAUUACCUGAAGAUAAAGUCGUCACAUCAUCACCAAGUUCCAAAGUUGCCCGGGAUGCCGGCAAAGAAAAACUUUCUCGCCGGCAUGGAGGGCGCGUACGUAUUGCAGAGACGAUAACGGUGAAAGAACUCGCUGAAAAAAUUAAUGUAAAGGCGACAGAAGUUAUCAAGGAGUUGAUGAAAAAAGGCCAGAUGACGACUAUCAAUCAAAUGAUAGAUCACAACACGGCUACAAAUAUAUCUGAAACCUUCGGCUAUGAAGUUGAAAUAUCUAAAGACAACAUUGAAGAUCUACUGAUUCAAGAGGAGGAUAGGGAAGAAGAUCUUCAGCCCAGGGCUCCUGUUAUAACAAUUAUGGGUCAUGUUGAUCAUGGCAAAACGAGGCUUCUCGAUGCCAUCCGCAAAGCCAAUGUGAUGGAAGGCGAAGCAGGUGGGAUUACCCAGCAUAUAGGUGCCUAUCGGGUUACCACGGACAAGGGGACGGCUGUAUUUUUGGAUACGCCGGGACAUGAAGCCUUUACAGCAAUGAGGGCGCGUGGAGCGCAAGUUACAGAUUUAGUAAUCAUCGUAGUAGCUGCGAAUGAAGGCGUCAUGCCCCAGACUCGAGAGGCAAUCGAUCAUGCAAAAGCCGCUGGAGUUCCGAUUAUGGUGGCGAUGAAUAAAAUGGACUUAGCGGAUGCAAAUCCCGACAGGGUAAAACAACAACUCUCGACAUUGGAUUUGAUCCCGGAAGGUUGGGGUGGGGAUACGGUUUAUUCUGAAAUUUCCGCAAAAGAGAAUAUCGGAAUUGAUGAGCUUUUGGACCUUGCUAUUUUGCAGGCGGAACUUAUGGAGUUGAAGGCCAACCCGAGCCGGCUUGCCAGCGGUGUUGUCGUGGAAGCGAAGCUGGAUAGAGGACGUGGUCCGGUUGCUACUGUUUUGGUUGAACGAGGCACUUUGAAUGUGAGUGAUAAUUUCGUAGCUGGCAAAUGGAAUGGCAAAGUUCGCGCAUUAUUCGAUGACCAGGGCCGCAAGUUGAAGGUCGUGGGACCUUCUACGCCAGUAGAAAUUUUGGGAUUCGCCGGUGUUCCUGAGGCUGGUGAUACAUUUACGGUUUUAGAAGAUGAGAAGAUGGCGAGAGAGAUAAGCGCAAGGCGUCAACAACGUGAACGCAUGGCGGCGCUGAUGGCUUCAGCGCGCGUUUCUCUGGAAAGUUUCAUGGAAAGCGUAGAGGAAGGCCAAGUCAAAGAGUUGAGCUUAAUUUUGAAAGCAGAUGUGCAGGGAAGCAUAGAGGCGUUGAAGGAAUCUUUGGGCAAGCUAGGGAAUGAGGAGGUAGGAGUUAAGGUUCUACAUAGUGCUGUAGGUGGGAUCACAGAAACCGAUGUGAUGCUUGCGGCUGCCUCGGCGGCCGUUAUCGUAGGUUUUAAUGUUCGUCCGACGCCAGGAGCCAGAGAAGUUGCGAAACAUGAAAAAGUAGAUAUUCGAUUAUAUUCAGUCAUCUAUGAUGCUAUCGAUGAAAUCAAAUCGGCUCUUGAGGGAAUACUAGAACCCGUUCAACGGGAAGUUGUACGCGGGCACGCGGAAAUCCGGGAGCUAUUCCAUGUUCCUAAUGUGGGAACGAUAGCGGGUUGUUAUGUCACCGACGGAAAUAUUAAUAGAAAUUCAAGUGCGCGCCUCAUCCGGGACAAUGUAGUUAUCUAUACGGGCAAGAUUUCAUCUUUGAGGCGCUUCAAAGAUGAUGUGAACGAGGUUCAUUCUGGUUAUGAGUGUGGAAUCGGAAUUGAGAAUUACAAUGACCUCAAGCAAGGCGACCUAAUAGAACCGUAUAUUACGGAAGAAGUAUCUCGGACGCUUUAG
Messenger RNA from Geodia barretti, 2157 nucleotides. The record is from the annotation of a GenBank genome assembly. NCBI's taxonomy places the organism in Eukaryota, Metazoa, Porifera, Demospongiae, Tetractinellida, Geodiidae.